Molecule: messenger RNA, 2220 nt
Organism: Botrytis cinerea B05.10
Lineage: Eukaryota; Fungi; Ascomycota; Leotiomycetes; Helotiales; Sclerotiniaceae
Exons: 9
Coding region: 178-1998 (606 amino acids)
Molecular function (GO): ATP binding; ATP-dependent protein folding chaperone
Source: RefSeq, a predicted model, not a curated record
GGAAUAUUAAUUUUGCUAACACAGGGUAGCUUGGCACGUGCUCAUCACCAGCUCUAAAUAAGUGAAUAGAAGUGGGUUGCUGGGUUAUUCUCAAGUUCUGAAUUUCAGACCUCCUCUUGUCAAUUUCAAAAACCUGUCAGCAUCUUUCUCUCAGUUUAGUUUACUGGUACCACCAUCAUGGCCAAUCCAAUGGAUCUUAGGUCUCUAGGAAAUUCUCUGAAUUCCAUUGCCGCGAGAUCAAACAACCAUAAGAUCAUUAUCGGGAUCGAUUAUGGUACAACAUUCUCAGGUGUCAGUUAUGUGACUUCGGACAAGGACGGCAUCGAGGAUAUCACUAUCAUGUCUCCAUGGCCUGGGGAUCCUCACGUGUCUUGGAAAACCCCGACAAGAAUUGCCUACAGCCAAGAGAAUUCAAGUCUUAAGAACAACAAGUGGGGAUUUGAGGUUAACCCAAAGAUGAUAUCAUACUCCUGGACUAAGCUUCUGCUUGACAAGAAUGCUGCUACGAAGGAACAUGAUGAUCCAUCACUGACAGGUAUGGAGGGUUCUGGUAUGCUCCCAUUACCUCCAUUUCGUGAUGCCGCAGGGGUUUGUGAGGAUUUUUUACGCGAGGUUUAUAUACAUGUAUCAAACAAACUGCGGCAACAAAUGUCCGAUCUGACUUUUGAAAACACUCCAAUGGAAUGUUGGGUAACAUUGCCUGCUGUGUGGUCAGAAGAGGCGAAAGAUGCUACCCUGAACGCUGCAAAGAAUGCUGGGUUUGGGAACAGGCCAGGAGACGAAAUUUACACAAUCGCCGAGCCUGAAGCUGCAGCCAUCGCAACUUUAAAGGAAUUUGCAAAAUCAGAUGCAAUGAAUCAAAUUACACCUAAUGAGAAUAUUCUAAUCUGCGAUUGUGGAGGGGGCACUGUUGACAUCACAACGUACAAAAUCACCCAGGUGCAGCCAUACCUGUCAUUUGACGAGUUAUGUGUCGGCAUCGGCGGAAAGUGUGGAUCAACGCAAAUUGAUCGAAAUCUUCAUAUUAUGCUCUCUCAACGCUUCGGUGCGGCAUUUGAUGAUCUGACAUUUGGUCAAAAGGGUCCGGGUAGUAGGUUUAUGGCCGCGUUUGAAGCAUUGAAACGAGACUUUGGUCGUAACGACGAGAGAGAGAUUGGAGAGUUAGGCCCUCUCAAUCUUAACGUAGUAGACUCUGCGUAUUUUGAUGAAGAGGACCGACUUGUGUUGCUCUCACAUCAGGAUAUGCGAGCCCUUUUUGAUCCCGUCAUCACAGAAAUUACAAGGCUGGUAGAACAACAAGUCAAAGCUGCAAAGGACACUCAAAAUGCAAAAAUCAAUCGUAUCAUUUUAGUUGGGGGUUUCGGUGAAUCACUAUACCUCAAUACAAAGCUGAAGUCGUGGUGCAAACGAAAUGGGAACAUAACUUUGAUUUGCCCCCUGCAUCCCCAAUCUGCUGUUGUGCGUGGCGCUGCUUUGCGUGGGCUAGAAGGAAUUGCACCCCGCGUGAAGCAUCUUCGCCGCCACUAUGGUAUUUCUUUGGAUAAGUCUUUCCGAGAGGGUAUAGACCCAGAGGAAGACUCUUAUGUUGACGUAUGGGGAAAUUUGAAGCGUUGUAGAGGACGGAUGGAAUGGUUAAUUCUCAAGGGAGACGAAAUAACCAAGGAUACCUUUAGAGUUGUCGAUAGUGGCACGGAAUAUACACCUCAUGAAAAUAAAAUACUCAAAAGUACACUUUACGCUUGUGUGUCAGAAGAACCUCCCGAAUAUCUUUCUGACCCUGGAAUCGAGAGAGUUGGCGAAAUUCAGUCAAACUUAGGUAAAAGCUUCAAUUUUGGCAAUAAUAUUCAGACACAAUUCAAUCAUCGCCUCGGCCGUCAGGUGCAGAGAAUCACUUUUCAACAGCAGAUCGUAUUUGGUAAUAAGGGCGACAAUCUCACGUUCAAAUGCCUUAUUGGUGGAAAGGAGAUAUGCAAGUCAGCCAUGAACUUCGAUCGUUGAAAUUGCAGGAAGUUCUAUUUGCAAAGGUCUCGAUCAUUCAGAAGCGUUGUCUUCUUACUAUUGGGACUAUUCGUCCUGUUUUCAUUCUUUUAUAUUUCCAGAAAGAGACAUUCCACUAAUAAUCGGAGUUUUCAUUUAAUUACUCUCAAGGCUGACUGAUUUACAAUACUGGGCAAACAGAUACUGCGUUGAAUUUUACAAAAUAUAAAUACUUUACAGCCA